This is a messenger RNA of Oryctolagus cuniculus (rabbit), 6285 nucleotides long. NCBI's taxonomy places the organism in Eukaryota, Metazoa, Chordata, Mammalia, Lagomorpha, Leporidae. The record is from RefSeq and is a predicted model, not a curated record.
GAUGAUACAUCAAAUAUAUAGUUGAUAUAUAGAUGGUAUAUCAAAUAUAUAGUUAGUAUAUAUUUGGUAUAUCAAAUAUAUAUUUGAUUGUUUUUAUUGGGAUAGCAUACAGGUGUUGGACAAAACUACAUGUGCAUCAAAUUCUGCUAUUCAACCAGAAAUCCUGACUUGUGUGAUAUGAAGAGAGGGACAAAGAUUUCAAAAGCUUGUCAUAACAAUGCAUGUAAAAAUUAGAUGAUGUCCCCCCUCCCAGGUAAAGAUGUGAAGCAGAUGAAAUGUUUGAAGUGAAUGUACAUCCCAGAGGGGCUGAAAACCCAACUUUAGUGAACCCUAGCAUGUGUCAGGGGCAGUAGGUGUGUAUACUAGAUGCCUUCACGUAGUUUUCAGGUGAGUUUUAAAGAAAUCUACUUGGAGAUGCACAAACUAAUGCUCACAUGAAGGAGCAUGCAUUGUGGUGCAGUUGGUUGAGCCUCGGCUUGGGAAAUUUGCAUUCCAUAGAGGAGUACCUGGUUCGAGUCCCAGUUGCUCUGCUUCUGACCAAGCUUUCCACUAAUAUGCAUGACAGACAGCAGGUGAUGGCCCAGUUACUCAGGUUUCUGACAUCAAAUAGGAGAUCUGUAUGGAAUUCUGGGCUCCAGCCUCAGCCUGAGCUCUUGUGGGCAUUUGAGGAGUGAACCAGUAGUUGGAAGAUACCUCUGUUUCAAAUAUGAAAAAAAAUGAAUAAAGAAAGAUAAAGAGAAUUAAGAAAAUUUCCUUGCAACAGUCUUACUGGGCAAACAUCCAUUUCAUGGAUGAGGAAUCUGCAAAAGUAUGCUUGCAUUAUUUUCUGGAUUUUUUUUUUUUGCAUUUUUGCAUUUUUCUUGAAUUUUUUCUGGAAUUAAUUUCUGGCAUUUUUUCUCAGGUCAAUCACAGCCUCUCCUGCUAAAAUAAUGAACUACAGUUGUCUUAGGGCAGAUAAAGGUAGAGAAUUACAACCCAUGAAUAAGGAAAGGUUUAUACUACAAUAUUUUCCUUAGGCAUAGGAAGAUUGGAACUCAAAGUUGACUUUGUGCGCUCCCUGAUACCAAACACUUCAACUGCAAAUAAGAGGGUUUAUGAUCAUAAAAACUGUAAAGCAGCAUUACCAGAUUGCUAUGAAAAAAGGAAAAUUUUGGAGAUAUUAAAAUAAGAUACACCUCUCAAACACAAGAUAAUUUACUGAGAUCUUGAGGCAAAUACAAAAAUUACCUGUUUAAGCUUUUGAAAAUUCAGACAUUUCUUUUAAAAAUUUUUAUUUCUGAUCCCUGACAGGUGAAGCAAACACUAAAGUUACAUUUGUGGUCAUUGCUUUUGUAUGAUUAUGUGCACUUAAUUAAACCACAUUUAUCGAAAUCUGACCCCCACCAAUGACCAGGAUAGAAGUUAUGGAUCACACAGCAGACAGACACACAAUAAUGGGCACACAACAUGGUUAAGAUCCCCCCUCCUACUUAGGAGUGUCUGAAUUUGAUUUCAGGCUGUCAUUGAUUACUCAACUUCCUCCCAGACUGUGGGAGGCAGUGGUGAUGACUCAAGUACUUGGGUGACUGCUACCAAUGUAAGAGACCUAGAUCAAGUUCCAACUCCCAGGGUUUCGAGUGGGAGGGAAGUUAUGGGGGGGAAGCCACUGUAUUCCAAAAUCUGUGCUUUGCAAAUUUAUAAUUAUUAAAUAAAAGUUAAAAAAAUUCCAACUCCCAGCUUCUGCAGUAGUCCAUCCAAGACACUGUAGGCAUUUGGGAGCGAAUCAAUGCUAUCUCUCUCUCUCUCUCUCUCUCUCUCUCUCUCUCUCUCUCUUCCACCUUCCCUCCCUCCCUCCCUGUGUGUCUUCCUAUUAAACAAAAAGGAGAUACAGAAGGGAAAAUUAGAAAACCUGACAAUGAUGAAACCAUUGAGUGAUAAUUAAGACACAACAGUAUUUUCCUAUCAUGAACAAUCAACAUUAAGUUAGCGUUGAUAUAAUACAGUCCUAGCAUUUAGAGCACACUUAAGUCAAUGGAAUUUCUACCAUUGCUAAAAUAAGGUAUAUUUAACUGCUUCUUAAUUACCCUUAUUUAGAGUAUUACCUUUGAAGGCAAAAGGGCAUUUAUUAUUUUUUAUUACAUGUCUAGGUUGCAUUUGACUGUGUUCAUGGGCUUGGUAGGUCUAGCAUUCUGGGUUUCCUAACAUUUUUCAGUUGCUCCAACAACAGUUAUUUUAAUUUUAUUUAUUCUAUGGACCUUAGAGCUGCCCUUAUGUUAUACCCAUGACUAGCUGAAUUAAAACUAUAGACCAAAAAACUAUAAGCAAGCACUGUGUGCCCAUGUCUCCUUUUUCCAUCCCUAUCUCUUUCCAGAAGGAGCGCAGGCUCUGUUGCAACACAAAAUCUGACGUGUGUCCUAGAAUUCCAUCUCGUGGGCUUCUCAGAGGAUCCAGCCCUGCAGUCCCUCCUGUUUGGGCUGUUCCUGUCCAUGUACCUGGUCACGGUGCUCGGGAACCUGCUCAUCAUCCUGCUCAUCAUCUCUAACACCCACCUGCACACCCCCAUGUACUUCUUCCUCUGCAACCUGUCCUUGGCUGACGUGGGUUUCACCUCCACCACAGUUCCCAAGAUGAUUGUGGACAUCCACACUCACAUCACAGUCAUCUCCUAUGUGGGCUGCCUGACACAGAUGUCUCUCUUUCUCAUCUGUGGAUGCAUGGAUGAUUUGCUUCUGACUGUAAUGGCCUAUGACCAGUUUGUCGCCAUCUGUCAUCCACUGCAUUACCAGGUCAUCACGAACCCCCGCCGCUGUGCCUUCUUGGUUUCAGUGUCUUUUGUGGCCAGCCUUUUCGAUUCUCUGCUGCACAACUUGAUAUUAUUACCAGUUACCUGCUUCAAGGCAGUUGAAAUUUCUAAUUUCUUUUGUGACCCUUCUCAGCUUCUCAAUCUUACAUGUGAUGACACCUUCAACCGUGACAUAGUCAUGUAUCUUAUUGGUAUCGUAUUUGGGUUUUUCCCUAUCUCAAGGGUCCUCUUCUCUUACUAUAAAAUUGUGUCCUCCAUUCUGAGAGUCCCAUCCCCAGAUGGGAAGUACAAAGCCUUCUCCACCUGUGGCUCACACAUGUUGGUCGUUUGCUUAUUUUAUGGAUCAAGUUUAGGCGUGUAUCUCAGUGCAUCCUUCUCCACCUCUUCCAGAGAGAGUGCUGUGGCCUCACUGAUGUACACCCUGGUCACCCCUAUGUUGAACCCCUUCAUCUACAGCCUGAGGAACAGGGACAUCAAGAGAGCUCUGCAGAGAACUCUCAACAGAAUAAGCUAAUCUCACUGCCCUUGCUAUCCUUGUGCUCCUAGAACUGAAAUGGGCAGCUUCAAGAUGUCUAGAAUCAGUCAUCAGGUCACAGCAUGUGAAGGCAUCUAUCAUCAUCUCCAUGUCUUUUGGGCUUCUCUUUCCACAACCGUUCCUGUCAACAUAUGGGAAGCUAACGCUGUAGGCUGGGGCUUUAACUUGCUGUGUCACUGUGCAGGCCCCAGAUUGGAGCUCUUAAAAAAAGCACUACUCUACUUUCCACCUUUCUUUAAUAAAAGGUCACUCAUGGUCACUAACCUUAACUACAUAUGAAGUGUGGUGCAUUUCACUCAUCUCUUCUCUCCCCACUCAGGCCUCAGUGUUUGAGAGAGUCCCUUUAGUUACCAUUUCUGUUCACAUGUUUUUCCCUCUUUACCUCUGUCCUGCAGUAGCUUUUGGACCCAUUGCCCAUAUUCUAUUCUCUCCAUUAUGAUAACUGUAUUUGUUUCUGUUUCUUGACUGAUGAAUACAUCAUGACAUGGGGCAAAAGGUAGAAGAUGAGCUGUGAUGGGAGUAUUUAAAAAUGUGCACAAGGGGGCGGCACUGUUGCAUGUUAGGUUAAGCCUCUGCCAGCAGUACUGGCAUCAUAUAGGGUGCUGAUUCAAGUCCUGGCUGCUCCCCUUCUGAUGCAGCUUCCUGCUAAUGGCCUGGGAAAUCAGCGGUGGAUGGCCUAAAUGCUCGGGCCCAUGCACCCAUGUUGGAGACCCAGAAGAAGUGCUUAGCUCCUGGCUUUGGAUUAGCCCAUCUUCAUCUGUUGCAGCCAUUUGGGGAGUGAAUCAGUGGAUGGAAGACCUGUCGCUCCUUCUCUUUCUGUAACUCUGCCUUUUGAAUAAAAUAAUUUUUUCAUGUGUUCAAGAAAUCAAGCCAGUUUUCAAUAUCAGUCUUCUCAUAAACACAAAAGAGGCAGAAUUUAGGGUCUUCUCAUUUCUGUUGAUGACACUCAUCUUUUGAGGUGGGUGUUAGUGCCAUUUGGGAUGCCUGUACUGCAGGGCCUGGUUUUGAAUCCUAGCUCCACUCUGAUUCUGAAUUCCUACUAAUGUGCAUCCUUGGAGGCAGCAGGUGAUGGCUCAAGCAGUUGGGUCCCUGCCACACAUGUGGGAGAUGUGGACUGAGUUCUUAGCUUCUGGCUUUGGCCUGGCCCAGCCUUGGCUGCUGUGGGCAUUUAGGGAGUGAACCAGUGGAUGGACAACAUUGCUCUCUCAAUCUCUCAGUCUUUUCCUUUCAAAUAAAAUAAAUUUUUACAACUAAAAAAAAGGAACAUUCUUCAUGUGAGGGAAAAACUGCAAAUGUCCUAUUGUAUUGUGCAAACAUAACUCUCCAGACAUAGUAUGUCUGGCAGGUGAGAACCUUAUUUUUUUUAAAGAAGGUUUGCUUAUUUGAAAGGAAGAGAGAGAGAGAGAAAGAGAGAAAGAGAGAGAAAGAGAGAGAGAAAGAGAGAGAGAGAGAGAGAGAGAGAGAGUGAGAGAAAGAGUGAGAGAGAGAGAUCUUGUCUGUUGGUUCACUGCCCAAAAGGCUGCAAUGGCUGGGCUAUGUCAGUCCAGAGCCAGUAGCCUGGAAGUCCAUCCUGGUCUCCCAUGUGAGUGUCACGGGCCCAGGCAUUCAGGCCAUCUUCCACUGCUUUCCCAGGUGCACGGGCAAGGAGCUGGAUCAGAAGUGGAGCAGCCUGGACUUGAUUGGUGCUGAGAUGAAAUACCAGGUGGCAGGCAGCAGUUUAACCUGCUGCACCACAAUGCCAUCCCUGCCCAAACACUGAACGAGGCAAUAGCGUGUGCCUCCCACUCUUCAGGUUUCCAGUCCAUCCAGCGGGAAUGGUUCCUGUGCUUUCCAUCACCGGAGGUGCCAUGAAUGUUAGCUGGCCAAUCACCGGAGCCACCACAGGUGUUAGCUGGCCCAUUCCCAUGCCUGUCUUCUUGCCAGUCCUCAGGACAGAGCCUCAGCCCCCAUGGGUCCCUGCACACAGGAGGGAGAACAGAUUUGUGCUCCUUGGCCGUGCCCCUGAGCAAGGCAGCACAGCCUGCAGGGUGCUUUGGGAGAUGCUGGGUGUGGAGGAUUGUCAGGAACAUAUUUCCCCAGCAUCAGUUCACGUCAGAUGGGUGGGAAAGCAAGACUAGCUGCCCCAACAUGCCAGCUUUCAGCUCAGAGGUCUGUAAUGUUUAUGCUUUUCAGUCUUGCUGGGAAUUUGAGAAUCCAACUGGUACCAAAUGCCUGCUCCAUGACACCAUCCUGAGAAAGGAGCCACACUUGGAAUCUGUACUGCUGUAGGAGAUAGAAACCCCUGUAUAUCCUCAUCCCUGGGGAUCCACAGUCACUCCACUGUUCAGGCAAGAGGACCACAGCCUCAUAAACCUAGCUAGACCCAGCAGCAACAGCGACCAACAUUUUAGCCUAAGCGGUGUCUUGCACUACACUGGUCAGGUGGUUCUGCACAGCAAAGUGGGUCCUAUUCCCAAAACCUUAAGAAGGAGUUAUCACCUCUGCGGAAUGAGGACCAUCUCCCCUACUUCCUCAACUUUGACCCCACCAGGGCAGUGCAAGCUCUGGCUUUGGUGGGUGUGCAGAGUCAUGCAUGUUCAUCCCAUACUCCUGCCCAGCCCUACUGUGGAUCCUUCUGAGCCUGCCCUGGCUUUGAGGGGACUUCAACACCCCACUUUUGUCAGCGUACAGAUCACUGGAAAAAAAAGCAUCAGAAUUAAACUAUACUAUAGACCAAAUGAGUCUUACAAAAAUAGAACAUUACAUCCAACUGCAGCAGGAUACACCCUCUUUCCACCAGCACAUAGAAUAGUCUUUAGGGUAGACCACUGAUUAGGCCACAAAACAAAUCCUAGCAAAUUUAAAAAAUCAAAAUCCUAUCACAUUAUCCUCUCUGACCACAAUGGAGUAAAAUUAGAAAUGAUCAGCCAAAGAGAAAACAACUCUAGAAAUUAUCCAAAUACAUGGAAAUGGAACAACUUGCUUCUGA